Molecule: messenger RNA, 1521 nt
Organism: Lachancea fermentati
Lineage: Eukaryota; Fungi; Ascomycota; Saccharomycetes; Saccharomycetales; Saccharomycetaceae
Source: the annotation of a GenBank genome assembly
AUGAAUUAUGAAGCAGUCCCCAGUGGUGAACAGCUUCUAGUUGGCUUUCAGCGCCAAAAACAAGUUACCAACAACGUAAUUGGGUGGUAUCUAUAUUCCUUCUCCAGUGAACCUUUUAUUGUUUCAGCGGUGUCAACUUAUGUUCCACUAAUGCUUGAACAGUUUGCUAGGAUAAACGGCGUGAGACUUGAUGAUCAUUCCUUGAGCUGUUCAGAAUAUGAUGGAAAAUGUGUACUAGGACUAUUCAACAACACGUUUUAUAUUGAUACGUCGAGUUUCGCACUUUACACAUUUUCCUUGAGCGUGUUUUGCCAGACAAUAAUGGUGAUUUCAAUUUCUGGAUUGGCAGAUAUGUGGAAAUCGGUACAAUUCAAAGGUAAGGUUGUUGUGGCAUUUGGGAUCGGUGGAGCAUUAUCAACUGUAGCAAUAAGUCAGCUUAAUAGCUCCCAAUUUUAUUCCUUGGCAUUUCUAAGUAUCGCAUCGAACUGUUGCUAUGGUGUAGUAAACGUUGUUGGGAAUUCGCUUUUACCCUUGUUUGUUGCUGACUUAUUGAAGUACUGCCCGGAGCAUAGAACUAGUGAUAUUGAAAAGUUAACAACUUUGAUUAGCGGUCGUGGUUCAAGCUUGGGCUACAUAAGUGCCUUGUUGGUGCAGAUAUGCUCAAUAUUUUUGGUCCGCAUGAGCAAGUCACAUGAUAACAUUCAAGUCGCCGUGUUCUUUGUGGGAAUAUGGUGGUUUAUAUGGCAGCUACCUAUGACUUGGUUGCUGAAAGAUGUGGUUCCGGUUGAAAUGCGAUCCGAACAAUUGAGAGUCACAAAUGCAACCCGCUAUUUAAAGUAUGGCUGGAUGUCCUUGUUUGAGUCGUUGAAACACGCUCGAUUACUGAAAGACGUGAUGGUUUUUCUCGUGGGCUGGUUUAUCAUAUCUGACUCAAUCACGACUAUUAACUCAACAGCAAUCUUAUUUGCCAAAACUGAACUGAAAAUGAACACUCUCAAUAUGAUAUCAGUAAGCAUCCUCACGCUGAUAAGCGCAAUUUGCGGGGCGAUCUUCAUUCCAGAGUUACUUUCAGUUCGGCUGAGGCAGCCCCCACAACGUGCCAUGAUUUAUAUCAUUUGCUGGGCAAGUGUAAUACCACUGUAUGGCACGCUGGGCUUUUUUUUCGACACAGUGGGUCUCAAGCACAAGUUUGAGAUGUAUCUUCUAGCCAUCUGGUAUGGUGUAGCUUUGGGUGGUCUAUCUGCGGUUUCUCGUUCUGUGUUUAGUUUAAUCAUACCCACAGGUAAGGAAUCGACUUUUUUCAGUUUAUUCAAUGUUACCGACAAAGGGUCUUCCAUCAUGGGGCCUUUUCUGAUUGGAGUAUUGACGGAUAAGACGCAUAAUAUCAGAUACUCGUUCUACUUAUUACUGAUGUUACUUAUUCUUUCCCUUCCAGUCUUCAAUGCCCUCAAUGUCGAGAGAGGUAGGAGGGAAGCCAAGGAGCUAAGUGAACUUAAUCAACCAGACGACCGGAAUGAAUGA